UUAGACGUGCCUUGGAUGUAAGAGAGAUAUAGACAACGCACCUGUCAGCAGCGAUCGCCUCCCCUUCGAACGCGCCUUGGGCUCAGAUUCAUGUGCUGCGGAUGCUACCUGCGCCGCGUUCUCCUUACGAAUCGUCCGCGAGGAGUACUGGGAGACCGGCUCAUGUCGAGCAGUGUUUGGAGACAAUGUCGAUGCAUAGAGGACGCGGAGGGGAGGAGGCGCACGUCUGACAGAGGCGGCGGCGCGGACGAGUGUAGUCAUGACGGCGCGGGGGAACACGACACGCCCCGUGGGGAACUCCAAUAAUCUGAUUCCGGAAGAGCGGGCCGGGCGGAGCCAAUCUUUGGUGGCGCACGGGCCGGCCUAAUGGACACAGACAGCGAGUCAGAGGGUCACGACGAGCAGCGAGAACGACUCCAUCGCUGCCUCUGUUUUUUAUACUGCCGAGCGUCGACCCGGGAUAGCUUUUUCACUGCCGACAGUCGCGAGUCCAGGCUGACAGCCGUGCGGCUGGCCGGGUCCAGCCAAUCAAGAAGCAGCCGUUGCUAUCCCUGGACGAAAACCCUUGUGAAAGUUCGAAGGAAGUUGAGAAAGAAUGCCGGACGCGCCGUGCUCGCGUCAACGAUGCUGCAGAGCUGCAGUAAUCGGGUCUGCGGCAAGGACAGGGGGAGAUGGACUGAUAGGAGAGAUCGCUAUCGAGAGAAAGGUAGUCGAAGGAGAGAAAGUUCUGCCACGCGAACGUCACGUAGAGGAUCCAGAGCAAUUCCACGCACGCGAGUUGAACUUCUUCGUCUGCGGAGCCCUAUAACAUGCGCACAUCGUGUGCGUUCAUACGCAGUGAACUCGGGUGAAGUUCGGCAAGAAAGGUCAAACUGAAGCAACGGGUCGAGCCAGAUUCUGGGGCGAUGGA
Schizophyllum commune H4-8 is the source of this 910-nucleotide messenger RNA. RefSeq lists its product as uncharacterized. The transcript is spliced from 2 exons. NCBI's taxonomy places the organism in Eukaryota, Fungi, Basidiomycota, Agaricomycetes, Agaricales, Schizophyllaceae. The record is from RefSeq and is a predicted model, not a curated record. The coding region runs from base 367 to 876 and encodes 169 amino acids.